UAUUUGUAUUUCUCACUGGAGAAGCAAAAGCAAUCUGCAAAGCACCCGUGGUUAUGACACCUUUACCGGUUUUGUUAUACGUUUAUUGCAAAUUGCAAUUUUACUGAGAAAUAAGGCGUAGUGAAAUUGUUACAAUGUUUCGCACAGUUAUUUCACAAGCGCGCAAACAAGUCGCCCGGUUAAACAAUGUACGGUACUUGUCUCAAGAAGAAAAUCUACGAUACACGCCGUCAGAAGUGAAUGAGGCCUCGAGUAUAGAAAAGUGUGUAAAUAAUGUAACAUUACUUGGAAGAGUUGGAACUGAGCCUCAGAAACGUGGAAGCGCUGAGCAUCCAGUUGUGAUAUUCUCCCUUGCAACACACACGAAUUAUAAAUAUGAAGCAGGUGAAUUUAUGCAAAGAACAGACUGGCACAGGAUAUGUGUCUUUAAGCCUAAUUUAAGAGACACUGUAUAUAAAUAUCUAAAAAAGGGUAAGCGAGCGAUGAUAAAUGGUAGAAUAAGCUACAAUGAAGUUACAGGUGCAGACGGAAACGUAUCCACCAGUACAUCUAUCAUAGCAGACGAUGUAAUAUUUUUCCAGUAAAAAGUUUUUACAUGUAAAUAAUACAUAUAUUUUGUCUUUUUUCUAAUAAAAUUAAUGUAAUAGAAAUAGACGUUUCUCUUUAUUCUGCAAACUAUGGACAAUUAGAUAUGUAAAAGUAAUAAAAUAUAUUUCUGUUAAUUUUCAAACGUCAAAAAAAUUUUCUGAUUUUAAUAUUAAUGGAAUUUUUGUUGUAAUUAAAUUUAUGGAAAUCUGGUGACCAAAUGUACAUUAAUUGAGAAUUAAUGUCUGAAAUAAAUUUAUUUUCAGCAGA
Messenger RNA from Wasmannia auropunctata (little fire ant), 855 nucleotides. RefSeq names its product single-stranded DNA-binding protein, mitochondrial (gene mtSSB). Gene Ontology annotation, molecular function: single-stranded DNA binding. Lineage: Eukaryota; Metazoa; Arthropoda; Insecta; Hymenoptera; Formicidae. Gene Ontology annotation, cellular component: mitochondrial nucleoid. The transcript has 4 exons. The record is from RefSeq and is a predicted model, not a curated record. Gene Ontology annotation, biological process: mitochondrial DNA replication; positive regulation of helicase activity. Bases 135 to 584 code for a protein of 149 amino acids.